Manduca sexta (tobacco hornworm) is the source of this 611-nucleotide messenger RNA. RefSeq lists its product as uncharacterized. NCBI's taxonomy places the organism in Eukaryota, Metazoa, Arthropoda, Insecta, Lepidoptera, Sphingidae. The record is from RefSeq and is a predicted model, not a curated record. The coding region runs from base 43 to 522 and encodes 159 amino acids. The transcript is spliced from 4 exons.
CGCGGAAGGGCAACAGUGCAUUGUACAGGCGCGGCCACCGCGAUGAGAAUCCCACUCGUGUUGUGCGCGAUUGUACUCGUGUGCCACCGCGCCGAUUGUACUCUCAGUGAUUUUUUUAACAAUUUACCCACCGAGAUAGGUAAUGCAUUAACACAUGCAUGGAGUAAGAUUGUAAUGGCGAUUAAGAAGCCAGUGCGGAUUAAACGACUUGGAAAAGCAAAAACAACGAAGACGCCUUUGACCACCACUACGCAUUUCACACCGAUCGAGUUGGUUCAUAGACGAGUGCCCACUUCUACUGAGAAAUAUGACCUCCUGCAACCAUCGCUAAGGAGGCUGAUGCUGCCAGUGUUGACUAUACCGAAAUGGGAGAACUUGGAGCAGUGGAAGAAGUUACAGAAGCCCUCGUUCGUGGAGUUGAAGCCAGGGUGGGUGAACAAAUCUCACCGCAGGUACAUCAACAACUCCCGAGGAAGUGGAGGACAACGAUAUAGGGGGCGACCAGAACCCCUCCAGGCUUAAUGACGAAGACGCCUUCGGUGUAUUGAUAUUUGUCAAAAAAUAAUGCAUUUUUUAUAAAUCUGAAUAUGAAUACAUUUAUUUAGAUAUGG